Mercenaria mercenaria is the source of this 2949-nucleotide messenger RNA. RefSeq names its product epithelial membrane protein 2-like. Gene Ontology annotation, cellular component: plasma membrane. Bases 1063 to 1791 code for a protein of 242 amino acids. The record is from RefSeq and is a predicted model, not a curated record. NCBI's taxonomy places the organism in Eukaryota, Metazoa, Mollusca, Bivalvia, Venerida, Veneridae. The transcript has 4 exons.
ACACUAGGGAUGCUGGUCGGAAAUAUCAAUUUGUGAAAUGAAACUACAGUAUCUUAAUACCGGGCCAGCUCUCCUUAUCGCUUUCCAAUAUCUGACUGUACUUGGAAGAUUUUCACGCAACUGCGGCUCGUGAGUGAAUAUUAACAGAAAUCCAAACUAAAUUGCAUUCUAUUGUUGUUUACGAGGCAUGCAAAUAUACAGUUUCCGAUCGGAUUUUAACUAAAUUUCAAUCACACUUAUUGACGAUCUGUUAGCGCUGCAGUCGUUUUAUGUAAAAUUGUAGCGAAGUGUUUUUCAUAUAUUUUUGUUACGGGGACUUUGAUGGGAUUAAUCGGUUUGCACAUCUGAUAACUUGAUCAUAUCAUAUUUCACUUAAGUGCAAGACGCAAAUUACACAAAACUAAUGCAACUAUAUCUUGUUCACACGAAACAUUGCUUAUAUUAUUAAAAGAAUAUUUUAUCGCACGCUAUUUAUUACAAACAGUAUUAGUUAGUGCUAAAAUAUGGAUCAAUUGCUAUUAUUAUUUUGGAAUCAGCUUUUAUAAGCAAAACGUUCUGGAGGAGGAGUCAUAAUUUCGGCGAAAACAAAUUAACUGACAGUUCGACGUCUUUAUAUAAUUGGAACCAUCUGGUUUAUGAUCGAUUUGUUUAUACUUUUUUUCUGUUUUAUUUUACUGUAGCGGAACCCCUGGCAUGGAGGUAUAUAAGUACUUCUACAGUUUUACAGCUCACAGAUAACCUACUCUCGUGAGUAUUCAGGAAUGUAAGCAUCAAUAUAUGAGAGACAUGUAUGAUCUCUUAGUACAGUGAUUGCACUCUCAGGAAUACCUAUACACACAUAACACAUACAUACAGGUUUAACCAUACAGUUGCGGUAUAGGAGACAUUUCUUUAUAUACUGUGCAGUGUGAUUGUUCAGGGAGAAAACAUGUAAAGAAGCUCGCUACCAGCGCAGGAUAUGUUAUAAUAUAUUAUUGUGUUUGUUUUCCAGUACAGCAUUAGAUCAUUUUAUCUGUUUUGAGUUUUUCUAAGGAAAGGAUUAAAGGGAUUAAAGGGAUAAAAAUGGGAUGUUCAGCAGGGAAAACGAAAGAAGAGCAGCUUCUAUUUGAGAAGAAGUUGUUGUUGGGUUUUACAGCCCUGACAUUAGUUGGAUACUUGAUGGAGAUUAUUGCUGUAAGCACAGAUUCCUGGUUGUUGUUUUAUAUUGAAGGUGGAGUAUAUCAAGAAGGGACAGAAAAAUAUUUACAGCGAGUUUAUAGCGGUUUAUGGCGUAUCUGUAAGAUUGAAAGAACUGUUCAGGAUGAUCCAGAAACAGAAGCUGAGAGAUGCGAAUACCACAACUUUUUUCCAUCAAAAAAGGAAAUUAUAUUUGACGAGGCAAUAGACAGACAAGCUUUGGAUUACAUGCGAACGGGAUGCGCCUUCAGCAUUAUAACGAUAAUCCUGAUGUUUUUGGUCCACCUGUUCGCGGUAUACACAAUUCGCAGACCGAGAUACACUAUCAAAAGAUUGACAGCCCUACUGUACAUUAUGACAGCUGCCUGUAUUGUCGUAAUGAACGAGGUUUUCAUCCGAACAACGGAGUAUGGCGCUGAGAAUCUUCCAGCCCGAUUUCCUAAAGGAGCAGAGUACGAGUAUGGCUACUCCUUUGUGUUGUCUUGGAUAGUAUUCGUCUUCUAUAUUGCUGCAGGAAUUACAUUUUUGUUUGUGUCACAUAAGAGAAAAGCAAAACUUGGGGAUACCGAUGAUGCACUUGCAGAGGAAGAUGAACCAAUGCAAAUCAGGCGAUAAAAUCAUACGUUUUUUAUUGUUGACGGAAAAGUGAAAGGGAGAAUACGGCAAUAACAAAAAUGAAGCAAGUGAUUAGACUUUACCAAGAAUGAGUUUGUUCACCAAUGUUUUCAACAUCAUCCAUAAAAGUCGUGCUAAAACGAUAGAGUGUUCGAUGAUUGGAUAUGUUACCUUUUGUUAUAUUUACCGUAACUAUUGGCUUAUAUUAUUUAAGAAACAAAGGUAUAUGUGCAAAUCAGUUGUUUGCCCAAUCCCUGACUUUGGCGUUAAGUGAAUGACUCGGAAAUAUUUACCAUGCUCUCUUCCUUGAUAGAAGUAAUGUUCUACUAUGCUCAUUCCGUGUGGACCGUGGGGCAUACUUAAAUAUGCUAGAGAUGUUCAAAAAUACCUUCCCGGGGACAAGUAAUCUGUUAAGAUAAUUUCGGUCACUACUUGGAUAUGUAAGAAUGGGUACUGUUGGCAGACAGGGAAUAAGUCACAAGUCAUUAUUCUAUAUUAUUGCUCACAUCAUCUGAUAUCAUAAAAUAUCUAAACAUUUAUACAGCUACCACUACUUCCUGUAUAUUUUCAAGAGAAAAGUAGUCGGAUAUGACCGAUACGGACAUGGAGCACAGAUAUAUACAGAAAGUGGAGCUAGAUUUAUUUCUGUGUCAUGGUUGACGGUCAUAAAGUAUGAAUUUGAGAAGAAUGGACGUAGAAUAUACAGCCGUACUGAAAAGACAGAAAGAUGGUUACUAUUUUCAUUUUUGAAAGGAAUGGGAAUAAGAUUUACACGAAAAAAUCUCGAAACGAUCAUCGACAUUGUUAGCAAAGACACACACUGUCGUAGGGAAACUGCUUCACGGCUUAUACAGCACGAACUUUGAAUUACGUGAUAAUGUAGGCAUCAGAAUAUUUGUACAGAUAUGAAAAAGAAUUAAUGUGCGAAACAUGUUUGAUUCUGUUCAUCAUAAAUGUGAGCUCUCAGUCUCAAAGUAAACAAAACGCCCUGUCACAAAAAAUAAAACACCCUUAUUCUUGACUAGGAAAUGGCAAUGUGUUGUCGUAAAUUUUCACAGAUUCGUCAUAAUUUGUAUACUUUGUAAAUCCAAUUUCAGAUUUAUGUGAUGUUUAUUAAACGUUUGCUAGGAAAUAGGGCUAAGUAAGUAGAUUAAAUUU